CUCACAUCGACUCCGCCGUCUCUCUCUCCUCCUCUCUCCCUCUCUCUCUCUCUCUCUCUCUCUCCGGUGCAAUGCCUCUGUUCCUUUCCUUUCUCACUUCGCUCUAGUGAGAAGAACAGAAGCAUUCGUCGGCGCAAACUCAGAGAGAGCGAGAGAGAGAGAGAAAAAGUGAAGACAGUGGUCUUGGAAGGGUAAAAUAGGGAAGUGAGAGCAGGGAGAGAAGAAACCGAGCGGAGGCAUUUCCUCUGUACUUGCCUUAUCUGCGCAAGAGAAGAAAGACGGAGACAACUGAGAUCUACGUUGCACAUUUACCAUCUCCGUCACUAGCUUCCCAAAACGCCAGCUUUGACCUAGUUAGCUUCCCCAUCACCCUUACCAUCUCUGGGACAAUUUCCUCAGCCAACCCCCACUUUCCAUCCUAAAUAACAUCCCGAGUUUUUUCCUUUUUUUUGUCUCUCCGUGCUCUGCUUCGGAAAACAGAGCACAGGUGAAACAGAGUCUUGGAGUGUCUGUCCCGGAAAUGGCGCAAAUCUCGGGCAAGGACCUGAUCCCGAACUCGUUCACCAUGUCCCGGGAGGACAUCGCGGGCCACGUGGGGAUGGUGUGGGAGCUGAUCAAGGCGCCGCUGAUCGUUCCGUUGCUGCGGCUCUCCGUCUACGUAUGUCUCGCGAUGGCGCUCAUGCUCUUCUGCGAGAGGGUCUACAUGGGCAUCGUCAUCGUCCUCGUCAAGCUCUUCUGGCAGAAGCCCGCGAAGCGCUACCAUUGGGAGCCCAUCGAGGAGGACGUCGAGUCCGGGGGCUCCAACUUCCCCUUCGUCCUCAUCCAAAUCCCAAUGUACAACGAGAAAGAGGUUUACAAGAUUUCGAUCGGAGCUGCGUGCGGGCUGUCCUGGCCGGCAGACCGCCUCCUGAUCCAAGUCCUCGACGACUCGACCGAUCCCGCGAUCAAGCAAUUGGUGGAGCUAGAGUGCCAGAGAUGGGCGAGCAAAGGGGUGAACAUAGUGUACCAGAUCAGGGAGACGAGGGGCGGGUACAAAGCCGGGGCGCUCAAGGAAGGGCUGACGCGGGGGUACGUGAAGGACUGCGAGUUCGUGGCCAUCUUCGACGCGGACUUCCGGCCGGAGCCCGACUUCCUCAAGCGCGCCAUCCCUUACUUCCUCCGCACCCCGGACCUCGCCCUGGUUCAGGCUCGCUGGAGGUUCGUGAACGCGGACGAGUGCUUGUUGACGAGGAUGCAGGAGAUGUCGCUGGACUACCAUUUCACGGUGGAGCAAGAGGUGGGCUCGGCCACCCACGCCUUCUUCGGCUUCAACGGAACUGCGGGCGUGUGGAGAAUCGCGGCCAUCGAUGAGGCGGGCGGGUGGAAGGACCGCACCACCGUGGAGGACAUGGACCUCGCCGUCAGGGCUAGCCUCCGCGGUUGGAAGUUUGUCUACCUCGGCGACCUCCAGGUGAAAAGUGAACUUCCAAGCACUUUCAAGGCUUUCCGUUUUCAGCAGCACCGUUGGUCCUGUGGUCCUGCCAAUCUGUUCAGGAAGAUGGUGAUGGAGAUCGUCCGGAACAAGAAAGUCAGGUUCUGGAAGAAAGUGUACGUCAUAUACAGCUUCUUCUUCGUCCGGAAGAUCAUAGCCCACAUGGUCACCUUCUUCUUCUACUGUGUCGUGCUUCCCCUCACCAUUUGGAUCCCCGAAGUCCGCGUCCCGAUUUGGGGCGCCGUUUACAUCCCUUCCGUCAUCACCAUCCUUAACUCCGUUGGAACUCCGAGGUCGAUUCACCUGUUGUUUUACUGGAUCCUUUUCGAGAACGUGAUGUCCAUGCACCGGACCAAGGCCACCCUCAUCGGUCUCCUAGAAGCCGGGAGAGUCAACGAGUGGGUCGUCACGGAAAAACUUGGAGACACUCUCAAAAACAAAUCGAAGAAGCCGCGAUUCACUUUCAAAAUCGGAGACAGACUCCAUCUCUUGGAGCUCGGGUUCGCAGCAUUCCUAUUCGUCACCGGUUGCUACGACUUCUUGUAUGGGAAGAACAACUACUUUGUAUACCUGUGGCUCCAGACGAUCACUUUCUUCAUCGCGGGAUUCGGCUACAUCGGGACAAUUGUGUAGACGUGGUGAGCUUACUUCAUCAUCGACGACCUCAAAAAGCGAUGGUCAUCGAACGGCCGAACCGCGAAAGGCCCCGAAAUUUAGUGUGUUUCCAGCAUUUUGUGUUUUACAGCAUAGUUUUAUAAUGAGUGGAAUCAUGAGGGCAAACCUCCAAUUAAGUUAUUGAUUGUUUCGGAUCAUAAGGUCCCAAACGGUUUGUGGCAGAGAGCCCUUGCCAUGCUUCAUCCCAGACAUAUGUUGGCUUUUAGUUUUUGGGUAAUUACUGUCAGGAAAGUACAGAAGGGGUGAAAGAACAAAACCCAAUGUUGCAAUUCUUUCUAUACACACAGUUCAGUUCAGUUCAGUCAUGUUCAGUCAUGUAGGGGAAUAAGAACAAGCUUGUUAAUUAGUUUUAGUUGACAGAGGAAUGGGAAUUUGUAUUAUCUCAA
Rhodamnia argentea is the source of this 2532-nucleotide messenger RNA. RefSeq names its product glucomannan 4-beta-mannosyltransferase 2. Gene Ontology annotation, cellular component: Golgi apparatus. Bases 521 to 2104 code for a protein of 527 amino acids. The transcript is spliced from 9 exons. The record is from RefSeq and is a predicted model, not a curated record. Lineage: Eukaryota; Viridiplantae; Streptophyta; Magnoliopsida; Myrtales; Myrtaceae. Gene Ontology annotation, molecular function: mannan synthase activity.